Messenger RNA from Chrysemys picta bellii (western painted turtle), 2382 nucleotides. It is a transcript of the gene PTGS2, whose product is annotated as prostaglandin-endoperoxide synthase 2. Lineage: Eukaryota; Metazoa; Chordata; Testudines; Emydidae. Gene Ontology annotation, molecular function: heme binding; prostaglandin-endoperoxide synthase activity; oxidoreductase activity, acting on single donors with incorporation of molecular oxygen, incorporation of two atoms of oxygen. The record is from RefSeq and is a predicted model, not a curated record. Gene Ontology annotation, biological process: cyclooxygenase pathway; response to oxidative stress. Gene Ontology annotation, cellular component: neuron projection; cytoplasm.
AUGCACUUUACGUCACUCACUCAUUGGUCCAUAAGUAGGAUGCAGUUAAUCGUGGACGCAAUCUACAACACACCGUGAAAGGAGCAAGAAAGCAGAAGUAGCUCUCUGUACAGAACUUGACAGGGCUACGCAGCAGCAAGUUUCCUCCCGUGAAGAACCACUGGGAUAUGAUUGUGCCUUGCACUUUAAUCUUCGGUCUCCUGGCUUUCAGCCAAGCAGCUAAUCCUUGCUGCUCAAACCCAUGCCAGAACAGAGGAGUGUGUAUGACGACAGGUUUUGACCGAUAUGAAUGUGACUGUACAAGGACAGGAUUUUAUGGGGAAAACUGUACUACACCGGAAUUCUUGACCUGGGUGAAACUGUCAUUGAAACCUACUCCGAACACUGUCCACUACAUCCUCACUCACUUCAAAGGUGUCUGGAAUAUAAUAAACAGCAUUCCCUUCUUCCGUGAUUCCAUCAUGAGAUAUGUAUUGACAUCAAGGUCACAUUUGAUUGACAGUCCACCAACGUACAACAGCCAGUAUGGUUACAAAAACUGGGAAGCCUAUUCCAACCUUUCCUUCUACACUAGAGCCCUCCCACCAGUGGCACUGGACUGCCCAACACCCAUGGGUGUUAAAGGUAAGAAGGAGCUCCCAGAUUCUGCAGUAGUUGUGGAGAAAUUUCUGCUGAGGAAAAAAUUUAUUCCUGAUCCUCAAGGCACAAAUAUGAUGUUCACGUUCUUUGCUCAACAUUUCACCCACCAGUUCUUUAAGACAGAUCACCACAAAGGGCCAGCCUUCACCAAAGCUCUCGGCCAUGGGGUUGACUUGAACCACGUCUAUGGAGAGACUUUGGAUAGACAACUUAAGCUGAGGCUACUUAAGGAUGGAAAGCUGAAGUAUCAGAUGAUUGAUGGAGAAAUGUACCCUCCCACUGUGAAGGACACUCAGGCAGAAAUGAUCUACCCACCUCAUGUUCCUAAGCACCUGCAAUUUUCUGUAGGCAAUGAGGUGUUUGGUUUGGUCCCAGGUUUAAUGAUGUAUGCCACAAUAUGGCUCAGAGAACACAAUCGGGUCUGUGACAUCCUUAAGCAGGUGCAUCCAGAAUGGAAUGAUGAGCAGCUUUUCCAAACUACCAGGCUCAUAUUGAUAGGAGAGACCAUCAAGAUUGUUGUUGAAGACUACGUGCAGCAGUUGAGUGGCUACUACUUCAAGCUGAAGUUUGAUCCCGAGUUGCUGUUUAACCAGCAAUUUCAAUAUCAGAAUAGAAUUGCAGCCGAAUUCAACACUCUGUACCACUGGCACCCACUUCUGCCUGACAGUUUUCAGAUCCAUGACCAGGAGUACACUUUCCAGCAAUUUCUCUACAACAACUCUAUCAUGGUGGAACAUGGCCUUUCCCACAUGGUGAAAUCCUUCUCCAAGCAAAUUGCCGGCAGGGUUGCUGGGGGUAAGAACGUUCCUUUUGCAGUACAGAAAGUAGCUAAGGCUUCAAUUGAUCAAAGCAGACAGAUGAGAUACCAGUCCUUGAAUGAGUACCGAAAACGCUUCCUAAUGAAACCUUUUAAGUCAUUUGAGGAACUUACAGGAGAAAAAGAAAUGGCAGCUGAAUUAGAAGAGCUUUAUGGAGACAUUGAUGCUAUGGAGCUGUACCCUGGCCUUCUAGUAGAAAGGCCUCGUCCUGGUGCCAUCUUUGGUGAGACCAUGGUGGAACUUGGAGCACCAUUCUCUUUGAAAGGGCUGAUGGGAAAUGCUAUCUGUUCUCCAGAGUACUGGAAACCAAGCACCUUUGGCGGAAAAGUGGGCUUUGAAAUAAUCAAUACUGCCUCCCUACAGAAGCUCAUCUGCAAUAACGUGAAGGGCUGUCCCAUCACUGCCUUCCAUGUCCUAAACUCUGAAGCCACAGAAACGGCCACCAUUAACGUCAGUUCCUCAAGCUCCUCAAUGGAGGAUAUCAACCCCACAUUGCUAAUGAAAGAGAGAUCCGCUGAAUUGUAGUACAUUGGUUUAUUUAUUUAUUUAAGUAAUUAUAUAAAUUAUUUAUAUUUAUAUCUUUAUAUUUAAAAAAUGAAAUCCAGACUAUGUCUUACUCAGACAAGGGUUCCACUGAUCAAGGCAGACCACUGUUUUUAAAGUUUGCAUCACUGGAUCCAUAAUUACAAAUUCUGCAACAGAAAGAAGUAUUCCAAAGUAAAUGGAAAAUGGUCCUUUUUUGUUGUUGUUGUUGUUGGGGGUGUUUUGCUAUAAAACUUGACAGUAAAUGUUUUGUUUUGUCACUUGAUAGGCAACAUAAUGCUACAGGAAUAAGUUAUUUUGUCAACAUAUAUUUUAAUUUGAAAAUGAGCUAUCAAAAAAACAAGAAGAUUGGAUUAAUGAAAACUGCAAUAAUUACUAAUUA